AUGGACAGUUUUCAGGUCUAUGAGCCGGGCGGCGACUUGGGCGCCUCGGCUCUGACAAAACGCCAGGCAAUCCUCGCCAUACCAACCACCUAUCAAGGCCUUAACUCUGGACCCAAACCGGGAACUAUUGCUGCCAUCGUGCUUGGGUCUGUCGGCGGGUUUUUGCUGAUCAUAUACCUCAUCUGGGCGGCAGUGAAUUACGGGAACGUGUUCGGUAAUAGGAGAGGCGUCGUUGAGGAGGAAGUCAUCCGUCGGCACAGGCCACGUAGCAGCAGGCGAGGGACCACGGUUGUGGAGGAAACCAUAGAGGUGGAUAGGAGAAGCUCAGUACGACGACGAGGAGCAUCGUCGGUGCGGGAGGCAGCGGAGGAAACAAUUCCAGAUUGA
Messenger RNA from Cladophialophora psammophila CBS 110553, 387 nucleotides. RefSeq lists its product as uncharacterized. The record is from RefSeq and is a predicted model, not a curated record. Lineage: Eukaryota; Fungi; Ascomycota; Eurotiomycetes; Chaetothyriales; Herpotrichiellaceae. Bases 1 to 387 code for a protein of 128 amino acids. The transcript has 2 exons.